Molecule: messenger RNA, 768 nt
Organism: Symbiodinium natans
Lineage: Eukaryota; Dinophyceae; Suessiales; Symbiodiniaceae
Source: the annotation of a GenBank genome assembly
AUGGGCGCCUAUGCCUACCAAACCUUUAACGACACCGAGUGGAAGCCGUUCACAUACGCCUACUGCCUCGACCACCAGAUGCAAGCUGGCUUCUCCAAGCCUAACUCGAACAACUUCUCGGAGAGCCGCGUCUGGAGGCCCACUCUUGAGCACCUUUGGAUCUCGGGGUCCUCCAAUGCCUUCGACUUCGCUGUGGCGGAACUGCGCAUGCCGAGGAAGUCCAGCGAGACAUAUGGUGCACCGCACACGAUCUUCGUCAACAUCAGUGUCUCGAGGAACUCACUGGACUUGGACUUCAUCACGGUGGGCAAGCUGCCGACCAUGAUUGGGGAGUCGAGCUCGGUGGCCUUCCGCCCCUCGCCGGCCCUCAAACGCCACCUGGGCUCAGCCUGGCGGCUGCGGAAGCUGGGUCAGGAGAUCGACCCCGAGGGUGUCCAGGACGGCGGCAGCCAGUACACGCACGGCGUCUGGGGGGGCGCGACCGUCGACACUGCCCAUGGUCACAUGACACUGGACUCCUGGGAUGCCAUCAACAUGAACCCCAUCACACCGGACUUUCCGAUGGGAAACCCGCUGCCAGCCAGCUAUCACGAGGCGACCGCCAAAGCUGGAAAGGGCCUCUCGCGCUUGGCAGCAGGCAGCGUGGAAGGCAUGGCGGUGAACCUCCACAACAACCUUUGGAACACCAACUAUGCCUUGUAUUAUCCCUUUUUCGACCCUCGAUUCUGUGCCGGCCCGUUGCAGUGCAGGAACAGCGCCUCGGCAUAA